AUGGUGACGGGGAAUCGGGCCUCCACGUUACUUCGGGACAAAGAGCUCAAGGAGAUGAAGAAAGAGACUAGCUUUUCCCACAGUAAGAUCACGUGCCUGUACAGCUGGUUCACCAGCCUGGACAAAGGAGAGAAUAGGACUCUCAGCCGGGAAGAUUUCCAGAGGAUUCCAGAACUUGCCAUUAACCCACUGGGGGACCGGAACAUCAAUGCUUUCUUUUCCAAGGGAGAGGACCAGGUAAACUUCCUAGGAUUCAUGAGAACUUUGGCUCAUUUCCGACCCAUUGAGGAUAAUGAAAAGAGCAAAGAUGUGAAUGGACCUGAACCACUCAACAGCCGAAGCAACAAAUUGCACUUUACUUUCAGACUGUAUGAUUUGGUUAAAGAUGACAAGAUCUCCCGUGAUGAGCUGUUACAGGUGCUACGAAUGAUGGUUGGAGUGAAUAUCUCAGACAAGCAGCUGGGCAGCAUUGCGGACAGGACCAUCCAGGAGGCUGAUCAGGAUGGGGACAGUGCCAUAUCCUUUACAGAAUUUGUUAAGGUUUUGGAGAAGGUGGAUGGAGAACAGAAAAAGAGCAUCGGGUUUCUUCACUAAAGGACAGGGACCAAAUUAUUCUUGCUUUCUAGUAUUUAAGAACUGG
Microtus oregoni (creeping vole) is the source of this 640-nucleotide messenger RNA. RefSeq names its product calcineurin B homologous protein 1-like. The record is from RefSeq and is a predicted model, not a curated record. NCBI's taxonomy places the organism in Eukaryota, Metazoa, Chordata, Mammalia, Rodentia, Cricetidae. Bases 1 to 594 code for a protein of 197 amino acids. Gene Ontology annotation, molecular function: calcium ion binding. The transcript has a single exon.